CUUCUAUAGACGAGGGAGGCGCUAAAGUUGGGGGAAGUUUCUUCCCAAACCCCUAAAUUGAAAAAUUAAAAAAGCGCAAAAUUACCCCCUCCCAUUCCCAUCCUUCUCUUCCCUAAAAUCAUCUUUGCAAAACCCUCGCUCCUCAAAACUCUACCCCUCUGCCGUUCUUUGUUUCUUCUUCGUUUUUUGCUUAUAAACGUAUCAGUAUUGAACCCUAAUUGACAUUCGAUUAAUAUUUGUUCAUAAUCCACUCUUUCCUUCACACAACGCAUUUUGUUUUCUUUUUUUCUUGUGUUCUUGUUGUGGUUUCAAUCCGUUUUGGAGAUGGUCUCUGGUUCGCGAAUCGAAGGGGGGAACGGGACACAGAAUUUAUCAGCUGGUGUUCGUAGAACGAUUCAAUCGAUCAAAGAAAUCGUUGGUGAUCAUUCGGAUGCUGAUAUUUACUCUGCCCUUAAAGAGGCCAAUAUGGAUCCUAACGAGACUACUCAGAAAUUGUUAAAUCAAGAUCCAUUUCAUGAAGUUAAAAGGAAAAGAGAUAAAAAGAAGGAGGUUACACCAUUCAAGGCACCUGUGCCUAUAAAACCAAGAAAGCCCACUGAACAACCAGUUCAAGAGAUAAAGCCCAAUACAUAUCCAGAACGUAACCCUAGAAGGCCAGGUUAUAAUUGGAAUAAUGCACCUGAUACAAGAGUAAGUAGACAGUUUCGUGUUGUGAGAGACAACAGAAUCAAUCAAAACAGACAUAGAGAUAUGAAGCCUCCUGCUAAACCCUCAGUAGCUGUCCCCACUAAAGAGCCACUAAUCUCAAACAUAUCUGAAAAGAGUUCCUCAGAGACUUCCAAAAAUCCAGAGCAAAAUUCUUCUCAAUCCCAAAACAUUCCACUUGAUUCUUCACUCCCCAAACAAGUAAAAACUGUUGGUUCAAGUGACCCUGUUCAUAUCCCCUCUCUUGCAUCCAGACCAGCUGCAAAUGUUGGUGCCAUAAAACGCGAAGUAGGGGCAGUUGGUGUUAGGCCACGUCACACAUCUUCUGAAAACUCUCAAUCAGGAAGAGAGGGGCAAUUUAGGUCUUUUCCUGCCAUUUCUAAGACUGAACAACCAUCUCACUCAAAUGUGUCUGAAUCAGUGCCUAUUGUAUCUGCUGGAAGUGGAAGUGGAAGAUCCUUCAAUAAUCAGUAUAGUAGCAGACCACAUCAACAACUUGUCACUCAUCAGAAAGCCCCUCAAGCAAAUAAGGAAUGGAAACCAAAAACAAGUCAAAAACCAAGUGUUACUGAAGUGGGAGUUAUUGGAACACCAAAAAAGACCACAUCUACCCUUGUCAACAAUUCCAAGGACAUGACCACAGAAUCAGAUAAAUUACCAAAUUCAAGCACAGCACACGAGGAUCAAAACGUCAUUAUCGCAGCACAUAUCCGUGUUUCCGAAACCGACCGUAUUCGCCUCACUUUUGGCAGCCUCGGAAUCGAGGAUUCCCCCCAGAAUUCUGGAUUCCAAGCUGUCGAAGUGUCGCAUGCUGAACAACCUAUUAUGGCAAGUUUAUCAGCCAGCUCAUCACCAGUCUCUUCAGACGAACCAUCUGGUGGGACCCACGUCGAGUCGGUAGAUGAACCUGUCCCAAGUUCCGGUUCCGGUUCCGUUUCCCCUGUUUCAGAACAACAAUCGAAUGAAAGACUGGAGUCUUCAAGUUCACAAAACAUGGAAAAUUACACAAAUAUUAGACUUGUGAGACAGAGCAGCCCUUCAUAUGCACCUUCAGAGCCACAUCAGCAGCAACCACCCCCUUCAGAAUUGCCAAGUUUUUCACAGGCGUAUGAUCCUCAAACUGGAUAUGAUAUAUCGUAUUUCAGACCAGCUACUGAUGAAUCAGUCAGGGGUCAGGUGCUUCAAGUCCCUCAAGAGGGAUUUACUUCUCAUGUGGCUAACACCAUUCCUGCAACCACAAUUCCCAUGGUACAACAACAGCAACAACAACAACAACAACAACAACAAGUGGCCCAAAUGUAUCCACAAGUUCAUCUUCCUCACUUUGCUAAUCUAAUGCCAUAUCGCCAAUUCCUUUCCCCUGUUUAUGUCCCACCAAUGGUGAUGCCGGGCUACCUUCUCAUGCCUGGGGUCAACCCUCCUCCUCCUCAUGUAAAUGCAAAUGGAAUGAAAUACGCGAUUCCACAGUAUAAAUCUCUCCAAGCUGGCAGCCCUACUGGAUUCGGGAGCUUUACUAGUCCUAAUGGCUACGCGUUGAACACUCCUGGAGUUGUCGGAAGUGCCUCUGGAAUUGAUGAUUCCGCCCGGCUUAAGUACAAAGAUGGGAAUGUUUAUGUCCCAAAUCCUCAGGCGGAGACAUCUGAACUUUGGAUGAAUCCAAGGGACAUUCCGAGUCUACAAUCGGCAUCAUACUACAACAUGGCGGGACAAACGCCACAUGGCGCGUAUCUACCUUCACACACUGCACACGCUUCAUUUAAUGCAGCGGGACAAUCUUCUCAUAUGCAAUUCCCGGGGUUAUACCACCCGCAACAACCGGGUGCUAUUGCCAGCCCCCACCAUAUGGGCGGCAAUGUUGGUGUUGGAGUGGCGGCAGGGGCUCCCGGAACCCAAGUUGGUGGUUAUCAGCAACCGCAGUUAGGUCAAAUGAGUUGGACAGGGAACUUUUGAGAGGAGAGGGUGGGUGGUUAUGGAUAUGGAUAUCGGGUUUUUAUUAUUGUAUGGGGAUUGAAUUUUAGUUAUAGAAGUGUUUUUUUUUUUUUUCUUCGUGUUUUGUUUAU
Molecule: messenger RNA, 2765 nt
Organism: Lactuca saligna
Lineage: Eukaryota; Viridiplantae; Streptophyta; Magnoliopsida; Asterales; Asteraceae
Source: the annotation of a GenBank genome assembly